UUUGGGGCAGGGGUCGGUGCCGGGUCCCCCGCGGGGUCGGGGCUGGGCGGGAGCGGCGCUGCCCGCGGGCGGGAGCCGCGCUGUGGCCAUGGCAACCCGGGCGGGGGGGACACGGCUAAGCCGGGCGGGACCUGCGGUGACACGGCUCGACAGAGCCACCGCCGCGGGACACGGGCUGCCAGAGCCACCGGGGAGCCGGCGAGGGACACGGGCUGUGAGAGACACCGGGGAGCAGCGGCUGUACAGGCUGCGAGACCCGCCGGAGCCACCACCGGGGGACAGCGUUUGGCACAGCCGCCGGGCCACCAGCGGGGGACAAGGCUUCAAGGACCAUGGCGACCAUCGAGGAACGCACCUUCAUCGCCAUCAAACCCGACGGGGUCCAGAGGGGGCUGGUGGGGGAGAUCAUCAAACGCUUCGAGAGGAAAGGAUUCAAACUGGUAGCCAUGAAAUUAAUACAUGCCUCUGAGGACCUUCUGAGGGAGCACUACAUCGACCUCAAGGACCGGCCGUUCUAUGAUGGCCUGGUGCAGUACAUGCACUCGGGACCCGUUGUGGCCAUGGUGUGGGAAGGUCUUAAUGUGAUUAAGACUGGAAGAGUGAUGCUGGGGGAAACCAAUCCAUUCGAUUCCAAGCCUGGCACUAUUCGUGGGGACUUCUGUGUCCAAGUUGGAAGGAACAUCAUUCAUGGCAGCGAUUCUGUGGAAAGUGCUGAGACAGAGAUCAAUUUGUGGUUCACUCCUGAAGAACUGGUUGAUUACAGAAGCUGUGCUCAUGAGUGGAUCUAUGAUUAACACCCAGCCUGUAUCUCUGAUAUCCCCAUGUCCAUGAGCUGUUACGUGUGGCCGUAGGUUGGAGACAGAAAUCAUGGCUCGAGUCCUCUCGAUCUUAAGACAAACAGCCUCUUUUAUUGUUCAGAUCCUUCUCAUAUAGAGAGUUCAAAACUCCCAGAUCUAGACUGAUUGGUCUGGCUCUUAACACCACCCAGCCCCCUGGCCAAUGACACCCCUGCAUGGGGUUCAGAGGAAUUGCCUGAGGUCCCUGUUUGAGUUCAAAUCCCUUCUACCAUUGCUCACCCAGGCACUUGUUUUAUUUCUAGGCUGGUCGAGUUUGGGGGGCAGCUUCAGACCAGCUGCACUGUGACAAUGAGCAGCUGCCAGCCUCUAGCUAUUCUAAAGGAUUCCCUGGUAGAAACUUCAGAAAACAGUGAGGUUGCUCUGUUGUGGAUGUUCAAUAGAGUCACUUCUUGCUGCUCCUUUGAUUUAAAAGCUGUCAAGUUAUAGAUGGAAUUGCACAUUUUAAAAGCCGCUUCUGGGAUUGAGAGAUAUGAGGUGAAAACACAGAGCAGGUAACAGAUAUCUUUUUCUGAAGCACUUUAUAGUCAUAGAGAGUAUUUUGGUAAAUGUUAUAAAUACAUAUUAUAAUGUUGGCUUUUCACAAAUAUUAAAAUGAAUACUGUAUGUAUAAUGUUGGAAAACUUUGCUGUGUUAAUAUAGUUUCUUUUAUGUCUGCUAUUAACAAAACUUAGAAAUGGUGGUGUGAUGAAUUUUUUUUGUGAUAUUUCUUAGGCUAUAGCAUAAUAUUAAAAUAGAGACUAUGUGAUGUAAAAAUGCUUUUUGUAGCUAACUCAGAGAAUGGUAAAGAUAAUCAGGAAAUUCUUCACAUUAUCCUAUCUGGAUGAAGAUAACAGCAACAGACACCAAAGGAAGAAUUUAUUCCCGGUGUUAUCAGGGAGUGUGGGAACAGAGUGGAACCACAAGGAGAAAUGGAAUGGGGGCAGGUUGGGGGUUGAAACAAAGCAAAAAAUGUUUGAAUAAUGCAUGCAGGUCUAUGAAUAUGCAACAUGCUGGUGCAUUUAAAGAAGUGUUUCUGAGAUGGUAAGGUGUGCUCUUGGCUGAAUGCCAAGCACCUGGCCACAUUUUGCUUUAUUCUGUCUCCUAAUUGUCUUUUAAUUAAACUUUUAAAAUUUUACCAGAAAAUGAAGUUCGUUUUUCACAGUAAACACACACACACAAAGGUAAAAAUGUAUUUGGUAAAUAAAUAUGCAAAUGGCUCAGAGUCAGAGGUUAACUUUGCUAAAACAUUAGAGGACACUUGAUGAUGUGUAAAUGCAUUGAUAAUAUGCUCAAAUGUUGAGGAUUUACUUAAUAUCAAGUCAAGUGUGUCCCAUUUCCUAAAACAGCUGCAGAAAAAUGCCCAUUUCU
Messenger RNA from Prinia subflava (tawny-flanked prinia), 2204 nucleotides. Its product is annotated as nucleoside diphosphate kinase A. The coding region runs from base 333 to 794 and encodes 153 amino acids. The record is from RefSeq and is a predicted model, not a curated record. Gene Ontology annotation, biological process: CTP biosynthetic process; UTP biosynthetic process; GTP biosynthetic process. The transcript is spliced from 5 exons. Gene Ontology annotation, molecular function: nucleoside diphosphate kinase activity. NCBI's taxonomy places the organism in Eukaryota, Metazoa, Chordata, Aves, Passeriformes, Cisticolidae.